This is a messenger RNA of Stegostoma tigrinum, 565 nucleotides long. RefSeq names its product ribosomal protein L22 (gene rpl22). The transcript is spliced from 4 exons. Gene Ontology annotation, molecular function: RNA binding; structural constituent of ribosome. The coding region runs from base 121 to 501 and encodes 126 amino acids. Gene Ontology annotation, biological process: cytoplasmic translation. NCBI's taxonomy places the organism in Eukaryota, Metazoa, Chordata, Chondrichthyes, Orectolobiformes, Stegostomatidae. The record is from RefSeq and is a predicted model, not a curated record. Gene Ontology annotation, cellular component: ribosome.
GUAAUAUGCAUGCGUCCUGCUCUGCGCUGUGAUUGGUCAUUCCACGAUGAUGGGCGGUGAUGUGUUGCGCAGGCGCGGCACGAUCUUUCUCUCUCUUUCGCUCCGCCAUCUUGUGCAGAUAUGGCUCCUGCGAAGAAGCUUCUGACUAGGGGCAAGAAGAAGAAGCAAGUGCUGAAGUUCACCUUGGACUGCACACAUCCAGUGGAAGAUGGCAUCAUGGAUGCUUCCAAUUUUGAGCAGUUCCUGCAGGAACGUAUCAAAGUGAAUGGUAAAGCUGGAAACCUGGGCAAUGUGGUAACCAUUGAGAGAAACAAGAGUAAGAUCACUGUUACCUCUGAGGUUCCAUUUUCCAAGAGGUACUUGAAAUACCUCACCAAGAAGUACCUCAAGAAAAAUAACCUGCGUGACUGGCUUCGCGUGGUUGCAAAUAGCAAGGAGAGCUAUGAGCUCCGGUAUUUCCAGAUCAAUCAGGAUGAAGAGGAGGAGGAGGAUGAAGACUAACCAUAAGGCUGGUCUGAACUUUUGUACAAAUUAUCUUCAAUAAAAUUGACAAAAAAGAAAAACA